GAACCUCCCUGACCUGCUGAGAGUCUAGCCCGGAGAGUCCCUGGGCUUCUUGGUUGAUGCUGGGGUCUCCAGACCAGUCCCUUGGCUGUGCCUCGUUCACCCCCAAACCCGGGGACCUUCUCUCUGGGUUGAGCCACCUUAAGUAGGAAACUGAAGCCCUUACUCUCCAAACCCUGCUUCAUCUUCCCAAGUAUGUCAGAAAGCUGGCAACAGCCGCCGCAGACACAGCCGCAGCAGCCGCAGCCUCCACAGCCGCAGCACCAUGCGGAGCCGCCACCGGCCCUGGCUGAGCACACACUGCCCACCGGCACCGCCGAGAACCCUCUGGGCUGCGCCGUCUAUGGCAUCCUGCUGCAGCCCGACCCCGGCCUGCAGCCCCCGCAGCAUGUCCCCCUGCCGGCGGCGGCGGGCGAGCCGGGCCCCAAGUGCGGGGUGUGCGGGGUGUGCGGGCACGACCUGACGCACCUGUCCAGCCCACACGAGCACCAGUGCCUGGCGGGCCACGACCGCUCGUUCCAGUGCACGCAGUGUCUUAAGAUCUUCCACCAGGCCACCGACCUGCUGGAGCACCAGUGCAUGCAGGCCGAGCAAAAGCCUUUUGUGUGCGGCGUCUGCAAGAUGGGCUUCUCCCUGCUCACCUCGCUGGCUCAGCACCACAGUGCGCACAGUGGGGUCGGGGGCCUGGUGAAAUGCUCCAUCUGCGAGAAGACCUACAAGCCAGCCGAGGCGGUGGAGCCAGCCGCCUCCGCUGCGCCCUCGCUGCCCCCGCCGCCCCCGGCCCCCGCCGUCACAGCCACUGAGCAGCCCGACAAGCCCUACAGCUGCCCCAUCUGCCAGAAGCCCUUCAAGCACCUGUCGGAGCUCUCACGGCACGAGCGCAUCCACACGGGCGAGAAGCCGUACAAAUGCACGCUGUGCGACAAGAGCUUCAGCCAGUCGUCACACCUGGUGCACCACAAGCGCACGCACAGCGCAGAGCGCCCCUAUAAGUGCGCGGUUUGCGAGAAGACCUUCAAGCACCGCUCGCACCUGGUGCGACACAUGUACGCCCACUCGGGCGAGCACCACCUGUUCCGCUGCAACGUGUGCGAGCUGCACUUUAAGGAGUCGUCGGAGCUGCUGCAGCACCCGUGCACGCCCAGCGGGGAGCGGCCCUUCCGCUGCGGCGAGUGCCAGAAGGCCUUCAAGCGCCCUUCGGACCUGCGGCAGCACGAGCGCACGCACAGCGCCGAGCGGCCCUUCAAGUGCGACCUGUGCCCCAUGGGCUUCAAGCAGCAGUACGCGCUGAUGCGGCACCGGCGCACGCACAAGGCCGAAGAGCCCCUCAAGUGUGGCCUGUGUGAGAAGGGCUUCGGGCAGCCCAGCCACCUGCUCUACCACCAGCACGUGCACACCCUUGAGACCCUAUUCAAAUGCCCCGUGUGCCAGAAGGGCUUCGACCAGUCGGCUGAGCUGCUGCGGCACAAGUGCCUGCCGGGCACGACCGAGCGGCCCUUCAAGUGCCCCGUGUGCAGCAAGGCCUACAAGCGGGCCUCCGCCCUGCAGAAGCACCAGUUGGCACACUGCUCGGCCGCCGAGAAGCCGCUGCGCUGCACCCUGUGCGAGCGGCGCUUUUUCUCCUCCUCCGAGUUCGUGCAGCACCGCUGCGACCCGGCCCGCGAGAAGCCGCUCAAGUGCCUGGACUGCGAGAAGCGCUUUAAGUAUGCGUCUGACCUGCAGCGGCAUCGGCGGGUGCACACGGGGGAGAAGCCCUACAAAUGCCCCAACUGCGACAAAGCCUUCAAACAGCGGGAGCAUCUCAACAAGCACCAGGGCGUGCAUGCGCGGGAGCAGCAGUUCAAGUGCGUAUGGUGUGGCGAGCGCUUCCUGGAUGUGGCGCUAUUGCAGGAGCAUAGCGCGCAGCACAGCGCUGCCGCCGCUGCCGCCGCCGCUGAGGGCACAUACCAGGUGGCCGCCUGCCUGCCCUGAUCCUGCAUGCACCUCUGCCUCCCACCCAGCGUGGGAUUCUCAGGCCUGGGGCAUGCGCGCAGAGAGGGCAGUGGGCAGGCGGAGGGGGUAGCUGCCCGGCACCCCUGGCAGUGCCAGGAACGGGCCGGGUGGGGUAUGGAUGCAGUAGACCGCUGUGACCCUAGACCUGAUUGCUCCAGCCUCAUCACUCAGCACGGGGACUAGGUUUCUUGAGUGGUCCAGGAACCAGAUUAGAAGUGCAGCAACUUCUCCCCACCUUUGAGGGGUCAGUGAGGCCCUUGAAACCGUCCCACCCACCUUCAGCCUGAUGGGAAUCCCAGUGGGUGUGGAGGAGGGUCAGAACCUGGGGAAGGAGGCCAGUCAGAUGCGGGGGGGCCAAACAACGCAACCUGCUGCGGACGUUUUGAUUCCUGGCGCCUUGUGCGUUCCAGAGCGCAAGCACUGCUUUGAGCUCUCUUGGUCUUUCUGGCAGCAGGUGGCCACAGUCUCUUCUAUGGCGCCACUGAGUGAGUGUGACCCACACACCUUCAGGUUCGCAGUCAAGUGCACACUGUUGGUGCCACCUUGGGAUCUUGGGUAUAGGGCAUCCCUCAUCAAAUUGCUGUUUGGGGGAGCAGACCAGAUUUGGGUUGUGGUCCUGGGGAGGAGAGUGGCAGGCAGUGAGCUUUCACCAGUGACACCUGCAUCGGCCAGGUAUCAGAUGGGCAAGGUGUAUGGGAAGAGGCCUUGGGCAGGUCUGUCCGGAGUGACAGGACAGCACUGUGGUGCUGCAGGAGCAAAGGCAGGCUCUUCGUGCCAAGAGCAGCUCCUGCCUGCACUGGGCUGGGUGGUGAGCUCUCAGACGGACCGAGGCCACAGGGAGUCCAGACCUAGGCCAGGAGUUCCCCACUGGGGCUGCACAAGUCCUCCCCCUGAAUCCUGCGAGUCAGUGGCGGGAAGUAGCUUCUGCCCCCAGGGCUUCCCAGCCCACCGGAU
Messenger RNA from Echinops telfairi (small Madagascar hedgehog), 2943 nucleotides. RefSeq names its product zinc finger protein 319 (gene ZNF319). Gene Ontology annotation, biological process: regulation of transcription by RNA polymerase II. Lineage: Eukaryota; Metazoa; Chordata; Mammalia; Afrosoricida; Tenrecidae. Gene Ontology annotation, molecular function: RNA polymerase II cis-regulatory region sequence-specific DNA binding; DNA-binding transcription factor activity. The transcript has a single exon. The record is from RefSeq and is a predicted model, not a curated record. Bases 193 to 1968 code for a protein of 591 amino acids.